GAUUUACCAAAAGAAUAUGGAUAUUCGAACAAUGAUAAAAUUGGUGAUAUAUUACUUGAACCUGAACCAGGAUAUAAUGUUCAUGUUAAAUGUUCACAUAAUGAUAAAGAAGUUUCACAACCGUUUCAUUUUUCAUCACAUGGAAUGAAUCCAAAUCAUUGGACAAUGAAAUCAAUUUUAAUAAUGAAAGGACCAAUGUUUAAGCAAAAUUAUCGAAUUGAUGCGACAGCAAACAAUCUCGAUCUGUAUCCAUUGAUGUGUUAUAUUUUGGGUGUAAUACCAGCACCAAAUAAUGGUACUUUAGAACGUAUAUUGGAUGUACUGAAUAUGCCACUUCUAUCAAUACAUACAUCGUCAACUAGAAAAAUCGAA
Molecule: messenger RNA, 372 nt
Organism: Loa loa (African eye worm)
Lineage: Eukaryota; Metazoa; Nematoda; Chromadorea; Rhabditida; Onchocercidae
Exons: 3
Source: RefSeq, a predicted model, not a curated record